AGGACGUAUUACAUUGAAUGAUGACGCCGUUUGAUCAUUAAAAAAAAUCUGCCGUUAAAAAAUAUCAGAGAAUUAGGUCAGCAAACUAACUCAGUACCAGCGGCCACGCUAUGAGUGUAACUACCGUGUUUUUGAAUAUAUAACCUUCGCAAAGACGCGACCUGGGCAUAAAAUAGACAACGUUAGGAGAGAGAUGUCCGGUGUUUCCAGCAUCUGCAGACAGGAGCCGUAGACCGGUCCGUCUGUCUGCUUGCCUCCCUCCGCUGGGCUUUGGAGACCCGCAAACCUAAAAAACGUUAACACUGGCUAUUGUAGUCCCGGCCAGGCUGGGGCUGAAUGGUUAGCCGGGGAAGGAGAGACGUCGACACACACCACCAGACAGAACCCGAAGGCUGCCCUGCCGAGACCCAGGAAAUUACUCCUCGCCUCGUCUCGACAGCCUGGUAGCAACACAGUGCACAUUUCAGUAACGAUAGUUCCAGUAAAAAAACAAUUGAAGGACUUGGGCAUGUGAACCCAAACAUCUAAGACAUGUGAGCCUCGACCUUUCUGUCCCAGAUCUUCUUUACCCUGAGUAGAAGUUGAAGUUUGACAAUGUCGAGCCGCCGGAAAUCGACCACACCUUGCAUGGUGCUGCCCACUGAUGUGGUGGAGCAGGAAGAGGUGGAGGAGAAAACCGAGUGGACAAAGGAGGAGGAAGAGGAGGAGGAAGGGAAGAAGAAAGAGGGAGCAGAGGAGCUGGGUCAGGCAGUAGUGGUUGUCCCCACCCCUCCAGAUACCGAUGAGCCCAAUCUCUCUACUGUAGAAGACAGCGAAGUCGUCGCUCCCUCACUAAAGCUCAGUGCUGCAAACCCUCCUGAGGAUCCAAGCAGCGACCAGCCGCCCCCGGAACAACAGUGUGAUACACCCGAGGAGGGAGAAGCAGACCCAGCCACGGUUGCUGCCAUUUCCCUCAGCAAGACCCCCAUCAUGAGGAUGAAGACCAAAUCUGAACCCAAGAGGAUCGCCGUGUCCCUGAAAUCAACAGACAAAGCGGUUGAGGGUUUUGGAAAGGGUGGUGAGGGAGAGGUGGGAGGAGAUCAGGAGCCCAUUGAAGCUCCUCUCGGGCCUAUGACGCCUGUGGAGAUGCUGCUGCACGACUCCAUGAAGCUCGGGGGUGGGGGCUUGCUGGUCAGCCCAUAUUCAGAGCAGCAGAGAAAAUCUGCAACUUUAAACCCCACAGUUUUGCCUGCUGGCCUGGCACAGGUGCUUUCUGCUUUCCAGGCCCAGCAGAGUGCAGCAGCAGCUCAGCAUCAGCUGCUGAUUCCCCUCAGCAGCAUCCCAUCCUACAGUGCAGCCAUGGACACCAACCCCCUGCUGGGCAGCACAUACAAGAAGUUUCCUUACCCCUCCAUGGCCGAGAUCAACAGCCUGGCAGCACAUACACAGUUCACAGAGGAGCAGAUCAAGGUGUGGUUCUCAGCCCAGCGGCUGAAACACGGUGUGAGCUGGACUCCAGAGGAAGUGGAGGAGGCCAGGAGGAAACAGUUUAAUGGCACGGUGCACACCGUGCCUCAGACCAUCACUGUCAUACCUGCUCACCAGCUCUCAGCAGCUGCCAACGGCCUGCAGUCCAUUCUUCAGACCUGCCAGAUAGUGGGCCAGCCCGGCCUGGUUUUCACACAGGUUGGCCCAGGAGGGCACCUUCCAGUGACCAGUCCCAUCACUCUGACAGUGGCAGGGCUGCCCAGCCAGUCCCAGAGCUCCAGCAGAGUUUCCUGCCAGCCCACCCCAACAAACAGUGAGCUGAAACGGGCUACUACUGUCCAGCCUCCCUCUCUUUCUCCACAGGAAAACUCCGCCCUCAGUGCUGACACAUUCAGUUUGCGGCCGAAAAAGUCCAAAGAGCAGCUGGCAGAGCUGAAAGCCAGCUACCUGAAAAACCACUUUGUCACUGAUACCGAAAUUUCCCGGCUGAUGAAGCUCACCAACCUCACAAAGGGAGAGAUCAAGAAAUGGUUCAGUGACACCAGGUACAACCAGCGCAACUCCAAGAACAGCAAUGUCAUAGUUUUCCCUGACGGGGGGGGCAGAGGAAGUGGCAACUGUGGUAGCAGUGCUGGCACCACCAUUAUUAUUGACUCAAGCGAUGAGACCCCCACAUCUCCCCAUCCUCCACGCACUCCUCCUGUGAAGGAGAAGGAGACACGGCCCAAAACAUGGAAUCCGUUCCCAGAUUUCACCCUGCAGAAGUUUAAGGAGAAGACUCCGGAGCAGCUGGUGGUGCUGGAGGAAAGUUUCAAGAAGAGCGGCACCCCAUCAGAUGAAGAACUGAGCCGUCUGAGAACAGAGACUAAACUGACACGGAGGGAGAUUGAUGCCUGGUUCACUGAGAGACGUAAGAUGCCGUCUGUCAGUACUUGCUCCCCGGGUUCUUCAGAGGGAGGAAAGAUGGAGGUAGAUGGAGGAAAAGCAGGAGAAGGAGCCACUUCUUCUUCUCCUUCUGCCUCCUUGUCUCGUAAAGGUAGUCAAACUCCUCCUGGCGGUCGCAGCAACAAAGACGUGAAAGAUAAGAGUAAAAAGACUCCGGAGCAGCUCCAUAUUUUAAAAAGUGCCUUCGUGCGGACCCAGUGGCCCACACCAGAGGAGUACGCCCAGCUGGCAGAACAGAGCGGCCUCCCUCGGUCCUACAUCGUCAGCUGGUUCGGGGACUCUCGGUACUCGUGGAAGAACAGUAACCUGAAAUGGUUCUUCCAGUACCAAAGUGGCAAUGUCGAAGGGCCAAGCGGCGGAGGAAGCAAUAAAAUGGGAAGCAGCAGCAGCAGCAGCAGCAGCAACAGCAGUCGAAAAAGACGAAGCCGAAAUCGUGGUUGGGGGCGGUCCCGAACCAGAAAGCAGCCAAGAAGAUCUGCCUCCUGCAGUGCAGAUGUGGAUAGAUCUCCCCCGUCAAAGAAAUUCAAGAGUGGGAGGGAGAUUCUGAGGGAGUACUACAUGAAACACCGCUUUCUCAAUGAGCAAGACCUGGAUGAGCUUGUCACCAAGACCAACAUGAGCUACGAACAGGUGAGGGAGUGGUUCGCCGAGGUCCAGCGGCGCUUGGAGACGGGGUCGGAUCCCUUCCUGGAGGCGGCGGCAGGAAGGACAGGCGGCGACAAAGCAGGAGAGGUAGGAGAGACGCAGGGAGAGGCAUCGACCGUCACCGCGAAGCAGCCCGGCACGGGGGUGGGAGACGAGGAUGAUGAUGAUGAUGAUGACGACGAAGGAGAUGAGGACGACGACGCCGAGGACACAGACGACAGUGAGGUUUGGGAGCCGUCGCGUAGCGUCAGGAAAUCCUUGUCAGUCUCUGAAGACUAAUGAUUGUGGAGAGCACGGUGAAACAACGGCGAAUGUUACAAGAGAAAUAUAGUUUUAUGAUCAAUGGAAGACAGUUAGCGAAACCAAGUCUUUUUGCCACUGAUUAGCGAAUGUACUCAACAUUAAUUCACUGUAUUUUGAAACUAUUUCUGACAUCACGUCUACGUGAGACUAACAGAUGGACUAUUAGCUUUAGCUCACUCUCUCAAUGCUUACCUUAUUAACUGUAAGUCAUGUGUAACAGUUUAGACAAGGGUCAUGGUAAAGAAGGAGUUUUUAGCGAACUCUGGCACAGCAAACGUUGAACAUCAAGCGCAAUCUUCAAGCUGAAGAAGAAAACUGUUGAAUUGAAAUAGUUACCCCAAAAAGAUUGUGUAUCCAGACACAUCCAAUGGGUUUCAAUUGAUGCGUACUGUCUGUUGUAAACUAGAGAUUCUAAUGUCAACCAUCCCCCCUUUGUGAAAUUAGCAAUACUUGUUUGCUCAAAUGUAACCAGUAAGGAAGUUUUAUGUGUGUGCUGCAUAUCCUUGAGAAGGAACCUGGAGCCCGUUCAAUCUUCAAUGUGAUGAACGUUUCACCCCUGGUACCAAACUAACAGCGCACACAGAAAAAAAAAAAAAAAAAAAGUGUGUUUACAAAGGUGCUUAAAAACGUAUCACAGCUAGAUGUCACUGCUGAGCAAUGUCCCCAAUGAAACGAACAUACAUCUAUUUGUGGAACUGGUUGAAUUUUCCAUGGUUACAGUACUUUUUUUUUUUUUUUAGAAGAUCAUCGAAAGGACCGGACAAUCAGCAGAUUAUUUGAGCCAACAUGGAUUGAUAAUGACUCUGAAAGUUUUUAUCACUUAGAGAUAAACGCCUAGAACGAUAUGAGAAAGUACCUUACUGCCGAAUGAAUGCCAAUGCCAUGAUGGUUUUAAACACAGGAUGUCUACCCAAGUCUUCCCUUUACAGCAGCUUGUUGUUUCAUUAGUAUUAUUAGUAUUAUAGGUUUUUAACUGAACACAUACAGAUCUGAUGGAAAAUGCCACAGUAUGUGUUUAGUAUGCACUGCUAAUGUUAAAUUCCUAAAAUGUAAAAUUUUAAACACAAUUUUUUUUUAACUUUUGAUAGAACACAUCCUGUGCUAUUGUGACCUUUUUAAAGGCGGAUUCAGACAGUAUGACACUGUUGUCCCAAAGUUGAAUGUGUUGUCUCCUGAGUGGUGAGCUGUUUGAAGCCGAUGCACCAUUUGUGAACCAACUAACGGCCACUGUGAGGCAGACAUCUAGGUCCACUGAAGUAAUAAUAGUAACGGAAAUAUUUCGCUGCAGUGUUUCAUUAGAAUUUACUUUUCUGAUGGGUUGAAGGGAUGGACUGAAUUUUAAGAUGGGGGAAGUUUUACCCAAAGCGUGUAUAUGCAAGCACAAGCUGCAUCUCCAGUGAAAAUGUAGUGUGGCGUUUUUCCACUACAUGGUACCUGCUCCACUCAGCUCGACUCUACUCGCCUUUUUUGGUUUUCCAUUAUGAA
Sander lucioperca (pikeperch) is the source of this 4845-nucleotide messenger RNA. RefSeq names its product zinc fingers and homeoboxes protein 1. Gene Ontology annotation, molecular function: DNA binding; DNA-binding transcription factor activity, RNA polymerase II-specific. Gene Ontology annotation, cellular component: nucleus. The record is from RefSeq and is a predicted model, not a curated record. NCBI's taxonomy places the organism in Eukaryota, Metazoa, Chordata, Actinopteri, Perciformes, Percidae. Gene Ontology annotation, biological process: regulation of transcription by RNA polymerase II. Bases 595 to 3336 code for a protein of 913 amino acids. The transcript has 8 exons.